Molecule: messenger RNA, 1394 nt
Organism: Panicum hallii
Lineage: Eukaryota; Viridiplantae; Streptophyta; Magnoliopsida; Poales; Poaceae
Product: AT-hook motif nuclear-localized protein 9-like
Exons: 5
Coding region: 1-1191 (396 amino acids)
Molecular function (GO): minor groove of adenine-thymine-rich DNA binding
Source: RefSeq, a predicted model, not a curated record
AUGGAUGGCAAGGAACUCAUCUCACCGUCCGACCUGCAGUCAUUCUACCAGCAGCAGCAGCAGCACAGGGCGGCGCUCGGCGGCGGCGGCGGCGCCCAUAGCCCGUCCUCGCUGGCCGGGAUGCACUCCGUCAUCCGCCCCAUGCCCAACAUGCCCAACAUGAACAUGAGCGCCGCCGCGAUCCUCAACUCCAUCGGCGGGGGCUCCCUCGCCGGCAUGCAGUUCCAGAUGGACACCGCGCCGCCGCCAUUGAUGCACAACAGCACCAUGGGCUCCGUCUCCGCCUCCGCCUCCGGCACGGUCCCGCCCGCCCCGGCCCCCGCGGAGCCCGUCAAGCGGAAGAGAGGGAGGCCGCGCAAGUACGGGCCCGACGGCACCAUGAAGGCGGCGGCGGCGGCGCAGCAGCAGCAGCACCUCGUCAGCGCGCCGCCGAGGAUGGGCUCGUCCAUGUCAGGACCCGACAUGCUGGGCGCCCGGGGGAUGGAGGACCCGGCGCAGAAGAAGCGCCGUGGGAGGCCGCCGGGCACCGGGAAGAAGCAGCAGACGUCGCCCUCCGUAGGCAAUGCGUUCGCUGGUUCAGCUGGAACGAGCUUCACUCCGCACAUCAUCACGGUAUCUCCUUCAGAGGACGUCGCGGCGAAGAUCGCUGCCUUCGCGAACCAGUCUUCAAGGGCGGUGUGCGUCCUCUCGGCGACGGGGUCCGUGUCCAGGGUCGUGCUCCGCCACCCGGGCGACGCCUCCCCCAUGACAAGGGUUCACUCGUCGCCGCCUUACAAGAACCCUGCCAUCUACGAGGGGUUCUAUGAGAUCCUGAGCCUAACAGGCUCUUACAACCUGGCCGAGGGCUCACAGCAGCAGGGCCAACAACAAAGCGGCGGGCUCAGCGUCACGCUCUGCAGUCCGGAGAGGAAUGUGAUUGGAGGUGUUUUGGGUGGACAACUGGUAGCUGCAAGUACCGUGCAGGUUGUAUUGGGGAGCUUUCACCAGGGAGGGUCGAGAUCCAAGUCGAAGAAAGCGGCGGCGAAGCAGGCGGCCUUCAGCCCUGACGGCGGGCAAGAGGCGUCGCCCAGCUCCGGGCACAACCAACAAAAUCUAACGCCACCCUCCGUAACAGGAGGCGGAGGGUGGCCCACCUCCGGGAUAUUUGACACCAGAAGCUCCAGCAUUGAUAUCAACUCAUCUAGAGGCUAGCUCAGCUCAUUUGUCGAUAAUUCCAGUUCAAUUUUCUGCUUGCACAAGAAUACCCAAACCAUACUUCGAAAUAGCUUAUUCGGUUUUUUUUUGAGUAAACUGUUAUAGAAUUCACAUUCACUAGGCGUCGCUCAAAUGUUGCGAGUUGUGUUCUUGCAUUGCAUUGCUUAUUCGAAUCCGAAGAUCCCCGGCCCUUCUUCUUC